Messenger RNA from Cinara cedri, 2168 nucleotides. The record is from the annotation of a GenBank genome assembly. Lineage: Eukaryota; Metazoa; Arthropoda; Insecta; Hemiptera; Aphididae.
AUGGCCAAAAGAAUGUUUGUUGUCUUUAAUAUUAAAAAACAAAAAUUAGUUGUUACCAAUUCCUCGUCAACUACAACACUGGAAUCUGAAAAUGAAGAUUUAAAUAUUGGUUUAGACAUUGAUAUAACUACACAAAAAAGUGUUGAAAAUAUUGUAGAUAAAAAUGUCAUUUCCGACUUGGGAACUUUAAUAAUAGGCCUUGUGUGACCAAUUUUAACAGUAAGUACAAAUGUAGGUAAACACUAAACAUAGUUUAAGUUAUUAUAUUAUAUUUAAAUUAAAAAAAUGUAAUCUUAAAACCAAAUAAUCAAGUCAAAUAAUUCAAGAUGAACUUAUAAAUAUACGUGCAGAUGUUGUAAAAGAUAUUGAAGACGUUAAGGUGUUUGGAAUUAUGUGUGAUGAAACAAAGGUGAAAUAUAAAUUAUGUUUUAUACAUGGACUUCUUAAUUCAUUUUUAUUAAAUUAAUUUAUAGGUGUUACAAACAAGAACAAAUGGCAUUAUGUGUAAGGUAUGUUAAAAAUCUAUAUGUUGUUGAGAGAUUUCUUGGUUUUAUAGAUAGUUCUAAGAAUCAAGAUGCUGAAAGUUUAUAUCAUUACAUAUUAUGGUACCUGAAAAAGUGUAAACUUCUAAACCACAAAUAGUUGCUUAGUCAUAUGACGGUGCAAAUGUUAUGUCUGGGAAAUUUAACGGACUACAAAAUAAAAUAAAAAAUCAAUAUCCUUACGCUAUUUAUACCCACUGUAUGGCUCAUAUAGUAUGUGUAAAUAUUUAAAGGUAAUGAAUAUUUAUAUACAUCUUAGAUCUUCAUGAUUUUAUUUAUUACUUAUAUUAAUAUUAGGAAACAAGGCAUGUGUUCAAAACUUUAGAAUCCCUGUACUUACAUUUUUCUCAUCUGUCAAAAAAAUCAAAAAUUAACUGAGAUUCAAACUUAACUAGGAAUAAAACAUAUGACAAUGAUUAGACUUAGUGACACUAGUUGGAAUUGCCGUUAUUGAAAUAUAAAGUCUGUUUAAAACAGUUAAAAAGUAAUUAUUCAAGCUUUAGAAGAAGAAAUUAAAAAUGAAGAUUAUAGAGGAGUAAAUGAAGCAAUGGUAUAAUAUAAUAAGUAAUAAUUAAUGAUUCAAAGUAGUUAAAUUCCAAUAUAUUUGAUUUAGGUAUAUUAAAAAAUUUGAAAAGUGGACGAUUUAUAGUUUAUUUAUUUAUUUAUCUUACAUAAAGUAUUAAUAUUAAUAUUGUUUCUAACAAAUUUUCAGAAAAAAAUGUAACCUUAGGGGAGUCUAAAUAUAUUAUUGAAGGUGUGAUGAUGACUUUUAAAAAUUCUAGAACAACAUAGUAUUUUUCUAAGCUUUGGUGAGAAAUAGAAAUCUUUGCUAAAUACAAUGAAAUAUCAAUACAAACGCCAUCUAAAGGUAAGAUUUAAUAAACAUAUUAUAUUCAUUUAUAAUUAAAAUAAUUUUAAGUUAAUAUUUACUUAACUAGGAUGCAAAAGAAAAAGAUCCACACAAUCUUGAAUAUUUUGUUCCUACUGCAACCACAAGUGCUGAACAAAACAUUAAUGACACUAUUGAAACUAUUGAUAAUUAUUUUAGAAAAAAUGCUUUCUUUCCUGUAUUUGACGCUAUCUUGAUAAAUCUGGAAAAAACAUUUUCUACUGAAAGCCUCCAAAUGACUACAGCUGUUGAUCAAUUUUUUCAAUUAAACUUUGAGGAAAGUCAUUUUUUUGUAGAUCAUUAUAAAGUAAAGUAAGUAUCGUAUCGGUUUCUGAAAAAUAAUUUUUUCUUACCUAUGCUCUAGUUUUCUAGUUUUAUUAAAAGUGAACCUGUAUUUUGUAUAUUUUUCAGGAUUUGAUGAAUGUAUUUAAAGAUGUAUUACAGUCAGAAAUAGAAGUGGCUAAGAAUUGUAUAUUGCAGUCUACUGAUGAAAAUUAUAUAACUUUAAAUGAUNCUUUAACAAUUCCUAUAAGUUCCUCCAUUUGUGAAAGGAGUUUUUCGGCUAUGCGUAGAAUAAAAACUUGGCUUCGAACUUCUUCUGCUGCAGGAAAGGCUCAACAACACCUCAAUAUUAUAUAUUGAAAAAGAAAUUUCUAAAUCUAUUAAUACUGAAACAAUUGUUAAUAUAUUUGCAUAAAAAAAUAGAUAUAUUCAAUUAAAAUAAAAAUAAUUUAGUA